This is a messenger RNA of Alternaria alternata, 1620 nucleotides long. RefSeq lists its product as hypothetical. Gene Ontology annotation, biological process: transmembrane transport; metal ion transport. The transcript has 5 exons. Lineage: Eukaryota; Fungi; Ascomycota; Dothideomycetes; Pleosporales; Pleosporaceae. Gene Ontology annotation, molecular function: metal ion transmembrane transporter activity. Bases 243 to 1541 code for a protein of 432 amino acids. Gene Ontology annotation, cellular component: membrane. The record is from RefSeq and is a predicted model, not a curated record.
AGCCUUGUGUACUCGACACAUGAGGCUGUGUUGGAAGCUUCGUUGAUUCGUCAAGUACUCGCCGACCACCCUGCGAUGGCUUGCAGUUGCGCUAGCUCGAAGCAAAUUCAAGUCCUGGAUCUCUGUUGCCUUGCACCAGCUCACUUCCUAUACUAAAAGCUUUACGCUCGCUCGUAAUUUGCAGUCAUGGGCAGAGACCCACGAGUCACGCAUUAUCACAGGCCUGUACCAAUAGCGAGAGAAUGGCCACACAAGGACACCUUCCGUGGCGAUAUGACCAUUGGGAGAAGGAACCUUCGAAAUUGAAGGCGCACGAUACACAUGUUCUAUUGUCGAUAUAUGAAGAUAGUUCGGAAGUGAGAGUCGACAAAGAAGCAAUCCGCGAUGAUAAUAUUCCUAAGAUGUGUGAGCGCACAGUGCUACAACCGCCGGACACCAAGUGGUCAUUGCAUUUGCUCGUAACACAUGAGGAUGAUCCUCGCGAGUACGAUGUUCCUGUCCCUUAUUCCUUAGACGCCGUCAAAGCUCUCUACUCAUACUGGAAUAUACCGUAUAACUACGUUCCUAGAUGCACGUCUUUAGACACUAUGAGCAUGAGCUUCUCUCCUGUCAUACUCAAUAGUGCUUGGAAAGGCAUCACGUUGGACUUUCAGUACAUUAUGUCUGUACUGACUUAUGAUACUGCUAACAAACGAGCCUUUGGCGUCUGUUUAUCGAGACGAGCACGAGCUCUUGAACGUGUCAUGCAGCGUCUUGAACAACUUCCCAGUUUCGCAUCGCACCCACUUUUCGCACCAGUUAUCAUGGCUGCCCUUGUGAUACAUGAUAUUCGAGUCGAGACUACAGAUUCGUUUUCGCAUUGCACGAAGGUGCAAGACGAAUUAGGCUACUGGUCAACAGAAUCCGAGGAAAGUGCGAAUGAAGUGUUGGACCUUACUCGGAUACCGCAGUCUUUGAACAAACUCGCAGUCUAUAUUGCAAACCUCGAAUAUGAAAGCUUCUGCAUGGUUCAGGCACUUAGUUGUUUGAGAGAGCAGUUGAAAACGUGGCCCAACGAACUUUGCCCCGGCGUCAGCAUCGAAUUGCAAGAGCAAGUCAAGUUUUUGGAGCAAUGCACUACAAUAUCCUUGGCUACAUGUAAGAGUGGAAAGGAAAACGCUCAAUCUAUGGUUCAAACUAUGUAUGCAAUGCUCCAGCAAAGGGAUAAUCAACUCAACCAUCGCUAUGGUGCCGACAUGCGACUCAUUACCGCCAUUACCCUCAUCUUUCUUCCCGGAACUUUCGUCGCAACCUUCUUCAGUACGACAUUCUGGGACUUCUCUCCCGAUAACAAAGGCACAAAAGUAACUUACUGGGUGUAUUUGUACUUCAUAGUCACAAUAGGGUUGACGCUCUUGGUGCUCGUAGUAUGGAGAAAAUUCAGUGUGCUCAAGCGGUUGGCUGCAAAUAUGGUGCAAGUAAUGCAUCAAAUACCUUUGCUGGGAAAACUGAUGAAGAAGAAACGGGUGGAUGAUGAAGAGCUGGGGAAGAAGGGCGAUUGAGACACUCUUGAUGGAUGUAUUGUAAUUAUGGCGAGGCUCUCUUUUCUACUGUAACCUAAUCAGAAACUCCUCAGUCAUU